UGGUGAUCAGCUAGAAGUCGUCGAGAAAUUCUAGGUAGCUAUAUCAGUGUCAGUAGAAUGGCAGAUGAGAUCACGAACCGUAUAGCGAAAGCUCGAGGUGCUUUUGCCAAUAUCCGCCACAUGUGGCGCAGACGCGACAUCACUCUCGCCCUGAAGGGCAUAGUUCACAAUGCAGCCGCCCAUCCAACCCUACUGUACGCUUCCCAAACCUGGCCCAUCAAGUCGACAGACUUAAAUACACUCGUUACGUUGGAUCAUCGCUCCCUUCGCAGCAUAGCUCAUAUCUGGUGGGAGCACCGCGUGAGCAAUGAACGUAUUCGGCGUCGUGUAUUUGGUACAGGGAGAGCGAGUGAACCGCUCAGCACCAUUAUUUAACGCACAAGGUUCCGAUGGCUCGGCCACGUGUUGUGUAUGCCAACACGUCGACUCCCG
Messenger RNA from Dicrocoelium dendriticum, 432 nucleotides. Lineage: Eukaryota; Metazoa; Platyhelminthes; Trematoda; Plagiorchiida; Dicrocoeliidae. The record is from the annotation of a GenBank genome assembly.